This is a messenger RNA of Paramecium pentaurelia, 1496 nucleotides long. The record is from the annotation of a GenBank genome assembly. Lineage: Eukaryota; Ciliophora; Oligohymenophorea; Peniculida; Parameciidae.
AUGAAUUAAUAUUAGGAUAUGAAUGAAGAACAAUAAGCAUAAGGAGAAGAACCAUAAGAAUAAGUCUUCCCACAAUAAUAAAACGAAAUAUAAGAUAUAGAAAAUACUAAUGAAAAAUUUUGUUGUGGUUUACUAAACAGAAGCGAUCACAUCUUAAUUAAAGUUUUAAAACUUAUUAUUGCUCUUCCUCUCCUGCCUUUAGUCAUUAUAUGGAAAAUACUCCAUUGCACAACUAUUUUAUUAUAUAAUUGUUGUACCAAUCAACUUUAUCAUUGUUUGCUUUAUAUUUUAGGAAAACUUGCUUAAUGCUUAGAUUAACUAUGGCUUUUACUUUUAAUAUUUUGUCAUUAUAUGUACUCCUGUUUUACUUUUAUAUGUAAUAAAUUACUUGAUGUAAUAUAUUGUAUAGGCAGAUGCUCUAAAUAAAUUCUAGACUGGUAUGCAAUAUUUGUCGUUAAUGUUAUAUUCAAAUUUGCUCAUUUCAAAUCAAUCAUCUAAGAAUUCACUUCCUUUAUUACAAUCCCUUUAACUUUGAAAAUUAUUAUACCUUUAUCUAUGUGUUUUUAUCAUAAAAUCUACACUCCUACCAAAGCUGUUAUAAUUUUCAUUAUAGAAAAAGUGUUUCACAUUAUUAAAAUAACUACACUAACUAUUUUUUAUUUCACAGUAGACUAUAUCCUGAAACCAAUUUAUAAAUAUAUUAUAUUGAACUUUUUAAAAUUUUUGGUAUUUCUCUUAGUAGAUGUCUUUUAUAAAAUAAUUAUAAUCAAUUUCUGCAAAGGAAUGAGAUGGUCAAUAAUUAACUUUUAUACUUAUAUAUUAGUUAAUUUUUAUAAAUAUUUAAUAGUUAAAUUUUUGAUUGAAAUUGUAUUAACUUAUUCAUUCAAAGCAAUAAAGUUAUUUUUAUAUGACUUUUUAUAUAAACUAAUAAUUAUUCCAAUUUGUAAAGUAAUCAAAUGGAUAUUAAUAGAUUUUCUUUAUUAAAUUAUCAUCAUAAAAUUAUACUAAUGUUUAAGAUUCAUCAUUGUUGAUGUUAUAAAUAAAAUAAUAGUUAAAAUUACUGAAUUCAUAUAUUUUUAAAUCUGUGUAAAUUUGUAUAGAUGUUUAUCUUGGAUUAUAAUAAAUAUCAUUUAUGAAAUGAUACUAAGAAAUAUUUUUUUAUAUAUUUUGAAACCUUUAUUCAAUAUGCUUGUAUCUAUGAUAAGAAUCAUAUCUAAUAGUAUUUAUUAAUAUUUAUUAUUACCAUUAUGGAAUAUGUGUAAAUAUCUUUUUAAUGUAAUAUCAUAUAUUAUAAUUAGGGUUUAAUAAAAAUAAUAGGCAUAAUUGUAUCAUUUAUUUAUUAAUAACUGUUGACUCCAAUUUGGAAUUUAAUUAUCAGUAUAACAAAGGGGCUAAUAAAUUUAAUAAAGAAACUAUUUUCAGCUGCAAGAUAAUUAUCAAUAGAUAUAUGGGAAUCCAUUAGAAAUUUGUUUAGAAGACUCAGAAAUAUAAUAUGA